Molecule: messenger RNA, 1851 nt
Organism: Fukomys damarensis (Damara mole-rat)
Lineage: Eukaryota; Metazoa; Chordata; Mammalia; Rodentia; Bathyergidae
Gene: Omg
Product: oligodendrocyte myelin glycoprotein
Exons: 2
Coding region: 183-1505 (440 amino acids)
Biological process (GO): neuron projection regeneration
Molecular function (GO): protein binding
Source: RefSeq, a predicted model, not a curated record
UCCUAUGUGGCUCUGAUCAGGUGGCUGCAGAGCUUCGGCUCACAGCAACACAAUGCAGCUGAGCAGGCAAGCACAGCCCACAGUCAGAAACCGUUCCCACUCUCCAGAACAAGACGACCUCUAAGCUUCAAGUUUCCCAGAGAAAAUGAGAUGCUGAUGUUGAAGACAACACUACGGCUUUGAUGGAAUAUCAAAUAUUGAAAAUGUCUCCUUGCCUGUUCAUCCUUCUGUUUCUCACACCUGGUAUUUUAUGCAUUUGUCCUCUCCAAUGUAUAUGCACAGAGAGGCACAGGCAUGUGGACUGUUCAGGCAGAAAUUUGACUACAUUACCAACUGGACUGCAAGAGAAUAUUAUAUAUUUAAACCUGUCUUAUAACCACUUUACUGAUCUGCAUAACCAAUUAACUCAGUAUACCAAUCUGAGGACCCUGGACAUUUCAAACAACAGGCUUGAAAGCCUGCCCUCUCAGUUACCUCGGUCUCUCUGGAACAUGUCUGCUGCUAACAACAACAUUAAACUUCUUGAUAAAUCUGAUACUGCUUAUCAGUGGAAUCUUAAAUAUCUGGAUGUUUCUAAAAAUAUGCUGGAAAAGGUGGUCCUCAUUAAAAAUACACUAAGAAGUCUUGAGGUUCUCAACCUCAGCAGUAACAAACUUUGGACAGUUCCAACCAACAUGCCCUCCAAACUACAUAUUGUGGACCUGUCUAAUAAUUCCUUGACACAAAUCCUUCCAGGAACAUUAAUAAAUCUGACAAAUCUCACACAUCUUUACCUGCACAACAAUAAGUUCACAUUCAUUCCAGAUCAAUCUUUUGACCAACUUGUACAGUUGAAAGAGAUAACACUUCACAAUAACAGGUGGUCCUGUGACUAUAAACAAAACAUUACUUACUUAUUGAAGUGGAUGAUGGAAACAAAAGCCCAUGUGAUAGGGACUCCUUGUUCUAAACAAACAUCAUCUAUGAAGGAACAUAACACAUAUCCCACACCUUCUGGAUUUAUCUCAAGCUCAUUCACUGUAAGCGGGAUGCAGACAGUGGACACCAUUAACUCUCUAAGUAUGGUAACUCAACCCAAAGUGACCAAAAUACCCAAACAGUAUCGAACAAAGGAAACAACGUUUGGUGUCACACUAAGCAAAGACACUACUUUUACUGGCACUGAUAAGGCUUUGGUGCCCUAUCCAGAAGAUACAUCCACAGAAACGUUCAAUUCACGUGAAGCAGCAGCUGCAACUCUAACGAUUCAUCUCCAAGAUGGAAUGAUUACAGAUAAAAGCUUGACUAGAGCAACAAAGUCAUCCACAACACCUAUGACCCUAAGUAUCACUAGUGGCAUGCCAAAUAAUUUUUCUGAAAUGUUUCAACAAAGCACAACCCUUAACUUACGGAGGGAAGAAACAACAGCAAAUGUAAAGACUCACUUGCCUUCUGUGGCAAAUGUUUGGAAAGUAAAUGCUUCAUUUUUCUUAAUGCUCAGUGCUGUAUUCAUGCUGGCUGUUUAAGGGUCUGCAUUUUCUGAAACUAAUAUUUUCUGAAACUAAUGAAAGCACUUCUCCCUGAUGUACAGUGGGUAAAUAUACCCUUAUCUAUAACCAGUGACUCAAGCUAUAUUAAGUAUUCAAGAAAGACAGUCUCACAUUUCUGACUCUGAUGUAAAUGAAGUAACUUGUCUUAAAUAAAAGAAGUGCACAAUGUCUUGGUACUUGCUGCUAUUUUACUGUCUUAAGUAAAACUAAUGAGUUUCUUUUUUAAUGAAAUUUUUUCUUUUUAAGGCUUCAAUUCAUUGCACAAAACAUAAGCAACUAAACUUUAAUAUGUAUUUCAUGUAUGUUUACAUUGUCAAACAUC